AUGGAAGGAACAAAUCACUCUAUGGUAUCAGAUUUUCUGUUCGUGGGACUCACCAACUCCUGGAAGUUGCAAGUACUUCUGUUUGUGUUUGCUUCAGUGUUUUAUAUGGCAAGCAUGAUGGGAAACUCCCUCAUCAUUUUCACAGUGGCUUCUGAUCCUCACUUACAUUCUCCCAUGUAUUUUCUGUUGUUGCCUUUUUGUGGACCAAAUAUUUUGGAUAGUUUUUACUGUGACCUUCCUCGGUUUAUCAGACUUGCUUGCAUAGAUACCAAUCAAUUAGAAUUAAUGGUAUCAGCCAACAGUGGAUUCAUCUCUGUAGGCUCCUUCUUCAUACUGGCCAUAUCUUAUAUUGUCAUAAUAGUCACUGUUCAGAAACAUUCCUCAAGUGGUUUCUCUAAGGCCAUGUCUACACUCUCUGCUCACAUCUCUGUUGUGGUCCUAACCUUUGGUCCCUUGAUAUUCAUUUAUUCAUGGCCUUCUCCCUCCACACACCUGGAUAAGUAUCUGGCCAUAUUUGAUGCAGUUGGUACUCCUUUUCUGAACCCCGUGAUCUACACACUGAGGAAUCAAGAAAUGAAGACAUCAUUGAAGAGAAUAUGUAGACAGUUACUGAAAUAUGGGAAGAUCUCCUAA
Messenger RNA from Microtus ochrogaster (prairie vole), 633 nucleotides. RefSeq names its product olfactory receptor 4F15-like. The coding region runs from base 1 to 633 and encodes 210 amino acids. The record is from RefSeq and is a predicted model, not a curated record. The transcript has 2 exons. NCBI's taxonomy places the organism in Eukaryota, Metazoa, Chordata, Mammalia, Rodentia, Cricetidae.